Molecule: messenger RNA, 5448 nt
Organism: Didymodactylos carnosus
Lineage: Eukaryota; Metazoa; Rotifera; Eurotatoria; Philodinida; Philodinidae
Source: the annotation of a GenBank genome assembly
CAUGCAAGGACUGGUGGGCAGUGAAAAAAGCCAAGUUGGUUUGUGCCCAUGGACCCAUUUGACCGAGAUAUGAGUUAAUUAAUGAAAAUGUCAUUAAUAAUAAUUAAUUAAUAACUCACGAUCUUGAUCAGUUAGAAGUGUAAAAUUUUCAGCAUUGAUGGAGAUACAUGUUGCCUAUUUCGUAUGAGAGUUUUAGGUUUAUAAACCGAAACUUUCUCAAGAUAUCAAUUUUUAUAAUUUAGGCAGUUUCUAGUGAAAAAUCACCAUUGAGAACAUAAAAAAUUGUUAUCACCUUUGAAAUGCCUCUGUUCAUGUUGUAGACGCUCAGAGGCGCUUAGGAAUCUAUUUCUAGACGAAAUAAGUCUUUACGUGUCUGCGAUUUUGAAUAAAGUAUAUAAAACGGUUUGAGAGUACACGAAGACAAAAAUGGAAAAAAACAGAAAGGAUCCCGUAAAAAUUGCAAAAUGGCUCCCGUAUACUAGAAUUUUGAUAAAAAUAGUAGAAAUGAUCCCGGAUUUCGAAAAAAAGUAUUUUCGGCAGAAUCGAUCCCGGAAUAAACUAAUUUUUAUAUUUAUUGUGCAGAAUUGAUCUUGGUUGACGUGUGUAGUGGUCACAUAACAUCCUCUUCCUCAUCGCUGAUUUCUAUAUACAUUCUCAACACUCUUUUGUUUUAUCACAAAUAAAUACAGUCUCCGAUACUUCAAUCUUUGUUUAGUCAAUCUUUCUUAUGAGGGAACCUCACCAAUUGAUAUGGCGUUUAGCACGUGUGUAAACGUUUUCAAUGUCAAUGAAUUUCUAUAAACUAGAAAAUCCCCAGCAAUUUUCUAUAAGCUAGAAAUUAAUUCAAGAUUAUAGUGUACGUCUCAAAAGAGAUACGUUUUUUUUGUAAACUCACACUCAGUUUUGUAUGUCCCCCAAUUACCAGAAAGAAUUCAAGAAUUAGCAUCGAGUUUUUUUCCAGUUUCUGAAAUUUCAGAAAUUCAGAAUUAGCAUCAAGUAUUCAGAAAUAAAAAUCAAGCUUUUUCUCAAUUCAAGGAAUCAAGAAUACCAUCAAGGAUUUUUCUUAAUUCAAAAAUACAGAAACUGACCAGACUAUUGAGUUUUUUCAAUUGAAAGAAUACAAAAAAUUCAAAAACUGAAAAUGUGACUUUUCUCAAUUUCUUGAAUUCGAAAAAGCCAAAAAUUCUUUGAAUUUAUAUCGAAUCGGCUUGAACAAUUCUUGAAAUUCUAGUAUUCAGGAAUUGAAAGAAUACAUAAGUUUUAAUUCAGAGAGUAACAAUAAAAAGUCUCUGAGUAACCAUAGUGGCUGUGUGUGGGGUGAAGUGGGACGAUGAGAGUGAGCCGCUAUCCAACAUUGAGCCAUGUGCUACAGUCCGCUUGAUCCGCGCAAUUCACUGAUUGGUGAGUAUUCUAAAUACAUGAGUUCAAACCGAUUCCAUACAAAUUCACAGAGUUUUGACCUUUCGAAUUCAAGAAAUUCAUAAAAAGUCACAUUUUCCACUUUCCAAUUUUUGUACUCUUUCAAUUGAAAAAAUUAAAAGGUGCCUGUCAAUUCCUGAAUUGUUGAAUCGAAAAAAUAUUCUCAAAUUGGAAAAAGUUGCUUUCAGUUCUUGAAUUCUUUGAAUUAAGAAAAAGCUUAAUUUUUAUUUCUGAAUACUUGAUGCUAAUUCUGAAUUUCUGAAAUUUCAGAAACUAAAAAAUAACUCAAUGUUAAUUCUUGAAUUAUUUCUACUAAUCUUGAAAAUUUUAUCAAUAUAGAGUUCUGUGAACUCCGCUGCCUCUUACUCCUAAAUAUACAAAGGACGUUAUGGAUACCCCGUGUAUUUUUAAUUCAUUUCAAUUAAUAAUUGUAACAUAACUCUAAAACACUUCUUUCAUAAUGUGCAUCAUUAUAACCUUAUAAUGAUCGAAACAGUGGCGUUCAUUCCUCCGUCAAACUUUGAGGUAAUUAGCCACUUAACGUUUUGCAAUCCCUGCUUUCAUUAAAAUCGCGCCCCACUUCUGAAUUUUUUAACAAUUAUUAGCCGAGUAUUGAAGUAAAACUCACCGUUACAAUAAUUCACAAUGCUUAAAUCUUAGAUUGAUAAGUUAAGUUCUCUUUCUUCCUUUCAUGUCAGGGUUCAUACCUCGCAAAAAGUUUUUAUUUAAGGUAGUUUGCCUUAAGUACACUAAAGGAUGGACGCCACUGAAUCCAGAGAUAAAUUUUUUCAAACACCUUUCGCUUUUAAAAGUGCCUGAGUUCAUCCUGAUGUUUCUUAGUCUGGGUUCUUCAACUUUUUUAAUCUUUUUUCACGGUUUCAGAACCAGUAUAUGAACGCUACUAUUUAAACAGUAUUGGGAAAAAAAUCACAAUGACUAGAGUAAAAAUGUAUUCCAUGCUCAAGGUUUCCUGCGACAAGAUGCGAGUUAUUAAUAAGAUGCAAUGAAUCAUCUAACAUCUAAUCUGAAGUUUUCCCUGCAUCCGAAGAUAUUACAUCAAAUAUAAAUUAACAAAAUGCUUUUUACCAUGCAUAAUAUCUGCGCUCGAAGACCAUAUUCAGAAUCAUGCGACAUCUAUUGAACUGUAAAGACAUUGCAUGAAAUCUUAUUCAACGAGCAGUGAGAAAGGCAGAAAAUUUUUUAUCGACGGCGGCCAUUUUUCGCAGGUACUAUUGACAGGUAACUUGUUACAACGAGUUAAGCAAGAGAAUAAGUAUGUAACACAUACAAUAACUAAACAUGCAUUGUAUUCUCACUUGUAUUAAACUUUUCACGCAAAAAAAAGCUGUAUUUUUGAAAAUUGUGUGUAGCGAGUUGCAUUGCAAGCAAAACAUCGUGCAACAUCAUUAUGUGGUUAUUAUUAUGUAUUGAAUAUCAGAAGAGUAUUUCUAUUCAGAUUCAAUACUUCAGGUCUCUUGACAGUUUAAUCACCUUCUUGGUGAUAGCGUUAGGAUGUCAGUGGCAGCAAGAUAAUUAAUCUUGAGAAUUUCCAUUUAAGAUAUACAUUGAGAUGCUUUUGAUGUAAACUCACGCGUCAAAGCUAUCUCUAGCUUCUGUUAGUCACAAUAGAAGAUUUGUUUAGAUUUUUCUUGUUGUUCUAAAUAAAGUCUUUAUUGGCGCUCUGAAGGGUGUUUCAUAAAAAUUCUUAAGUGCUCGACUUAAGUUUAUAAAAUAAAACGUAUGUGUACAAAACGGGGACUUAAGUCGAGUACUUAAGAAUUUUUAUGAAACAUCUACCUGACUUUGUAGCGAAUAGAAGCUUCGCUAAUGGCUUAUUUGCUCGUAAACGAAUCUUUGCUUCCUUGAAAAACUUGUGGAACAAAAGAAUAUCAGUUGUCUUUUAACCGUUUCUAUUGCUUUAUCUUAUAGUCUAAAAAAAAAUAAAAUUUCUUUAUACCUCUUUGCAACAUAACGUCGUCGUAUAUAACAUCUUUCAUCAUUAUGUAAAGCUUUUUCUGAUGCGUUGUAUUCAAAUGAACAUUUGGAUGGAGGAUUGCUUCGCUAAAAGGAUUGUAUUAUUAUUUGUUGAAAAAAGAUACUGAUAUAUUUAAUUCAACAUUUUUAACAUGCUUUUUGCGUUACAUUUUCUUUUUUGAAAAGUGGUAUCAUUAGUGUUACAAGCUACUCAUAAUCUGAAUUAACCUUUUUUUGUACACUCUUCUGUUUCUAGAUGUCAUCAGCCAAACUAUUUUAUCCGUGUUAUUAAUAAUUCUAAAAUUAUCUGCAAUAAAUAUACUUUAAUAGUAUUUCUUUUUCUCUAGUUUUUAUCUUCACAUUAUUGUCAUGGAACCCGAUUUUGAACGUCGUUUACUCAUGUCAAUGUCUGGUCAAAGUUCACUAAAUUCAUCACCAUUUUCUUCUCCUAUUUCCACUCCUGUUAAACAUAGUGAUCGUUUCAUUCCUCUUCGAUGUUUAAGUCAACCAAAUGCUUACUAUAUUGAACAAGAUAUGUCGACAAGAAAUUCGACACUUAUGGAAAAAAAACAAAUAAAUACACGUGAUGCCACAUCAUCAUCAACAACAACUACUGGUUCAUCAGAUCGAACAAAAGAUAUUUUAACUUAUCAAGCACUAUUACAAAAUGAAAUGUUUGGAACAAGGAUCGAUACAAUUUAUGACGAACAAAUAGGAGUAAGUGGAUUAAAUGGUAGUGGUGGCAUAACUGGAAAUAAUUCGACAAACACGGAUAUAAAUACUGGAUCAAAUCCACAAACAACUCUAACACCAUCGUCGAGCACAUUGAAUAAUACAACAGCAGGUACAAAUUUUGGAACUCAGUCACCAUUAUUUCUUUCACCUUCAUCUACGUCUUUACCAUCUUCAUUUCGUCUUAAUUAUACGAACACUAAUCCAAAUAUUCUCCGUUUAUGUGAUCCAAAUACAAUUUUUAAAUAUUCUCUUAAACGUAAUUCAAAUGAUUUGCAUUAUUCACCCUACACACUUUCACCUCUUUCACCAUCAUCAAUCAAACUUUUACGUUCUCCUCGAAAACAAUUACGUAAAAUUCCCAAAACACCAUUUAAAGUAUUAGAUGCACCAGAAUUACAAGAUGAUUUUUAUUUGAAUUUGGUCGAUUGGUCAUCAACCAAUAUUUUAGCCGUAGGCUUGAAUGCAUCUGUUUAUUUGUGGAAUGCGAAUACAUCAAAUGUGACAAGAUUAUGUGAUUUACAAUCCGAAUCAGAUACAGUGACAAGUGUGGCAUGGUCAGAUCGAGGACAAUUUGUAGCAGUUGGAACACAUAAAGGUAUUGUUCAAAUUUGGGAUGCACAAUCACAUCGUAAAACCAUUUCGUUUCCUCGUCAUACGGCACGUGUCGGUGCUUUAGCAUGGAAUGAUAUGUGUAUUUAUAGUGGUUCACGUGAUCGAUUUAUCAUUCAAAAUGAUACACGCUCAAAUAAGCAGGAACGAAAAUUAGCUGGGCAUCGACAAGAAGUAUGCGGUUUAAAAUGGUCACCUGAUCGGCAAUUAUUAGCAUCGGGUGGAAAUGAUAAUCGUUUAUUAGUAUGGAAUCAAUCAUGUUCAACACCAAUUCAAACGUAUACGGAUCAUACAGCAGCUGUUAAAGCAAUUGCAUGGUCGCCACAUCAACAAGGACUACUAGCAUCGGGUGGUGGAACAGCAGAUCGUUAUAUUCGUUUCUGGAAUACACUUACAGCUCAAAAUUUACAAUGUAUUGAUACCGGCUCUCAAGUAUGCAAUCUGGCAUGGUCUAAACAUUCGAAUGAACUUGUAUCGACACAUGGCUAUUCUCAAAAUCAAAUUAUUGUUUGGAAAUAUCCGACAAUGUUACAAUUAGCUCGUUUAACCGGUCAUACAUUUCGUGUGUUAUAUUUGGCAGUAAGUCCCGAUGGUGAAUCGAUUGUCACUGGUGCUGGUGAUGAAACAUUGAGAUUUUGGAAUGUAUUUACAAAAUGUCGUGCAAAUAAAGAAUCAAACAGUGUACUUAAUUUAUUUAAUAAAAUCAGAUAG